This is a messenger RNA of Dicentrarchus labrax (European seabass), 2867 nucleotides long. It is a transcript of the gene cap1, whose product is annotated as CAP, adenylate cyclase-associated protein 1 (yeast). The transcript has 14 exons. Bases 208 to 1626 code for a protein of 472 amino acids. Gene Ontology annotation, molecular function: adenylate cyclase binding; actin binding. NCBI's taxonomy places the organism in Eukaryota, Metazoa, Chordata, Actinopteri, Moronidae. Gene Ontology annotation, biological process: cytoskeleton organization; regulation of adenylate cyclase activity; cell morphogenesis. Gene Ontology annotation, cellular component: cytoplasm. The record is from RefSeq and is a predicted model, not a curated record.
GAAAAAAGAGAGAGAGAGACGAAGCCCAGUCUGUCCCUGCAAGCCUGCGCCCUGCACACUCCCACGGCGAGAACUGAAGGCGAUAUAAAACAACCAAAAACCAGUUGAGCAGUUUAGCAAGGGGCAACUCCCUUCCUGUAUCACUGGUGAGUCAUUUCUCAGCUGAGACCAGGAAGUGUAACGGGUUGAACUCUGGUAUCUGCAGGUAUGGCUGAGUUGGCGAGUUUGGUGCAGCGGCUGGAGGUGGCGGUGAAUCGCCUGGAGUCCAUGUCAGGCCCCGGUGGUGCUGGUGGUGCUGGAGAUUCAACUGGUGGAGCUGUAUCCGCAUACGUCGAGGCCUAUGAUGUAAUCGUCAACGGUCCCCUGGCUGAGUACCUCUCCCUUAGCCAGAAGAUCGGGGGUGAUGUCCAGAAACAUGCAGAAAUGAUGAAGCAAGCAUUCGCCAGUCAGAAAAAACUCCUCAUACAAGCCUCCUCCUCCCAGAAACCCUCUGAUGCAGUUUUGACGACUCUCCUGCAGCCGGUGUCCAAAGCCAUCCAGCAGGUGCAGGCGUUCCGCGAGCAGAACCGCACCUCGCCGCUCUUCAACCACCUCUCUGCCGUGAGCGAGAGCGUGCCUGCCCUCGGAUGGGUCGCCAUGGCUCCUAAGCCGUGCCCUUAUGUUAAGGAGAUGCAGGACGCCGCCAUGUUCUACACCAACCGUGUGCUCAAAGACUUCAAGGAAAAGGAUAAGACACAUGUGGACUGGGUGAAGGCCUAUGUCUCCAUCUGGACUGAGCUGCAGAACUACAUCAAACAGCACCACACCACUGGACUGACCUGGAGCAAGAGUGGUCCCAUAGCUUCAGCGUCUGCAGCUCCUCCCAGUGCUCCUGCCGGUGGUUGUCCUCCCCCUCCUCCCCCCGGACCUCCUCCUCCCCCCAUGGACCUCAGCGGAUCUUCUGGCGGCGGUGGCGAUGGCGAGCGUAACGCUUUGUUCGCCUCCAUCAACAAGGGAGCCGACAUCACCAAGGGCCUGAAGCAUGUGAGCGACAACGAGAAGACCCACAAGAACCCCAACCUGAGGAGUGGUGCUCCAGUACGUACCGGACCAAAACCCUUUGCUUCCCCGGCUCCCCGACCUGCUGCGUCUGCCGCCCCGACCCGCACCCUGCCCCCCGUGCUGGAGCUGGAUGGGAAGAAGUGGAAAGUGGAGAACCAAGAGGGAGCACAGGACCUGGUGAUCGGCGACACUGAGCUGAAACAAGUGGUUUAUGCCUACAAGUGUAACAAGAGCACCCUGCAGGUCAAGGGCAAAAUCAACUCCAUCAUCGUAGACAACUGUAAGAAAAUGGGCCUGGUGUUUGAUGAUGUCGUGGGCAUCGUAGAGAUCAUCAACUGCAAGGACGUCAAGAUCCAGGUCAUGGGUAAGGUCCCCACUAUCUCCAUCAACAAGACGGACGGUUGCCAUGUCUACCUGAGCAAAGACUCUCUGAGCUGCGAGAUCGUCAGCGCCAAAAGCUCAGAGAUGAACGUCCUGGUACCCAACAAAGACGGAGAAUUUACGGAGAUCCCAGUUCCUGAGCAGUUCAAGACCGUCUGGGACGGCAGUAAGCUUGUUACCACAGCAACAGAGAUCGCCGGAUAGACGGGGGCAGCAUGUGAAAUGGCCGCCCCUCCUCGACACCAUCCCCACCCUUUUUUUGCAAAUGCCUUCCUGACUGAUCCACCACCCCACCAGCUAACUCUCACACUGUAGACUGAGAAUUGGACCUCAUGCGUUAUAUCUCCCGCCCUCCUCCCUCUUAUCAGCCAAUCACAGCUUAAGCUGUCCCUUCCAUAAGCCAAUGAGAGGACUGCUCACUUUUAUCUGGAGCAAAAUCCUCCAGCCAAUCAGCAGGGAGCAGCUUGUCAUUCAAAUUGGGUUUUCCCUGUGAGCCAGUGAGCACUUUUUCGAAAACAUUCAUGAGUUUUGCCAAUAGCUGGGAUGCUCUGUGUAUUUUUUUAUCUACCUGGAUAAUUCUAAGCUAAAUUUAACAUGUAGAAUAGCCAAUAUGGGAACAGGGGUAUUGAUUCCUCUGCAACAAAAGCACUGCAGCCAAUCAGGAUGCUUCAGGCUGCUCUUUUACUCUUUCUCCUCUUCCUGGUCAGGAGGGGCUGGUGUGUUUGUUUUUUUUUUAAAGUUGUGGCCUGAUAGGUUUCUGUUCCAUUAUAUGCAACUCAAUGGUGAAGCACUUGUAAAAACACCAUCCUUUUACAGAGGAUAAUGGCAUCCAUAUAUCACCUCCGCUGAUGUUAACAGUAUUAACAUUCGUAGUGGAUAAUAUGAAAUAAAUGUCGGCACUCUCAGAGCACAGUAAAAAAAACGAGUUGCGUCAAAAGACCACUGUAUUUCACAUCAUGAAACUUGAUUUAAAAUAGCAGGAGAACGAUCAUUCUACGUGCUUUCCCUUAAACCCACACAUAGGACAUUCCCGAGUAUUAAAGAGAAACAUUCCAUAUAAGGAGGCGUGUAAGGAAAAAGUUUGCGAUUUAAAGAGCAAAAAGAGAUGUUGAUGGAAAGUGGAAGACAAAGAAAAGAGACUGAAGGACAUAAUCAUUGAUUGUUAAAUGCUUCACUGCAGUCUCUAGAUCUGAAAUAUCUGCUGUAAUCAUCUGUAUAGAUAUGAAUAAUUAUUGACUAGUCUUAAAACAUUAGCCCGACCAUCAGCGUCUCUCCACUCGCUCCUAGCCACGUCUGCACUCUUUGGUUAUCUUCGGCUCUUGAAGCUGUGAAGCUCUUCGCUGAAUUUUCUUUUAUAUUGUCUUUUUCUUUUACCUCUUUUUGGGUCCAAAAUCAGAAUUCAGCUCAUUAGUACUGGAGACGUCAUUAAAAAUGUUGCAAUAAAA